This is a messenger RNA of Neohortaea acidophila, 2553 nucleotides long. RefSeq lists its product as uncharacterized. The record is from RefSeq and is a predicted model, not a curated record. NCBI's taxonomy places the organism in Eukaryota, Fungi, Ascomycota, Dothideomycetes, Mycosphaerellales, Teratosphaeriaceae. Bases 1 to 2553 code for a protein of 850 amino acids. The transcript has a single exon.
AUGUACCCUCCCCAAGCCCCGCUCGAUGCACGAUAUCGGCCACGGCCUAUCCCACAGCAGCAUGCACCGCCAGUGCUGCCUCAAGAAACGAAUUGGCCGCUCGAAAACGAGGGCGUUACGGCCGACAGCGAGCCCGAACACUGGCCACUCCCACCACGUACACUAUCCCCCUUCCCUCCGCGCAGCAACAGCCCCCUGGGCCAUCCUCCGCGCCAUCCCCCACCCUCGCAGCCGCGGGUAGACUAUCAGUUCUCCUUCUCCGAUCGACCCCGUCCGCCAUACCGUCCUGGAGCGUCUGGCAAACCGUACCCACCCCCUUCUCCGUCUCAGAAGAUGCACCCGGGCAAUGCACAAUGGGCUGGCGACGGAUACAACGCACCCUCUGCGCCCGUCUACUACCAUCGCCCGCCGCAGCCUCGAUCACCAAAGAAGCCUGCCCACGGCUUCUCGGGCCCGGCGCCUGGCACGCACUACCAACAAAGACCCCCGCGUCCCCCUGGGCAGCGUUCAUCAAGAAGAGGCCCAGCGGACUUGCCUCGUCUGGCGGUCCCCGCGCCGCUGGCCGAAAGGUCUCCCAACCCUCCCACCCUCACUCCAGCCAGCGACCAUGCAAACGAGCGGAUUCCGUCUUACUACUUUGAGAAGUCGGAUGGCUCCCAAGAAGGGGAAUCAUCAACCCCACCAAACGAGGUGGACCACAACGAAUCUCCAACACUUGCGCAGCGUACCGACGAGAACGGCGGGGCGAAGCCAGUCGGAUUCGCACAAAACAUACAUGAGAACGCUGAGAUGAAAUCGGCGCGUUCAGAUAGUGUGACACCUACCCCUAUGAUCAGGCAAGCUAGCUUGGGCAAGAAGACUCGACCUGCCUUGACAACCAUCACCAACGGGGAGAGGAGGAGAGAGAGCAGCUCAGGAGACGCCAAUACCAUGCACUCGAGCCAACCAGAGUCGUCCGACGGUCUCACUCCUUUCAUCGAGGCACACGAACCCGUACCGGGAGCCUGGGUGUCAGAAGGUCCGACACCCGACGACAGUGCGGGCCAGGACAGGACUCUGGAUCAUGACAACAGUGUUGCAAGGGAUGCUACGGGUGUCGCGGCCGUUGUCGGAGCAGCCGGUGCAGGCGCCAUGGUGGUAGACGCAGCAGAGGCGGACGAGAACGACGCAGACGCCAGAAGCAACAGUCCACGACGCAGCAGUCAUCUCCUCGGCCCCGUCCCUGGCCUACAACGCCAAUCUUUCACCGCGUCAGAAGCUGAGAUUCUUGAUAUUCCUGCGGAACGCCGAUCACCAGUACUACGGGCUCAGGAUGACGAUCCUCCCGCCCCGCUCUCGCCCCUUGCCCACGCAUACGGUGAUGAACAGAAUGAUGUCCACGAGUACGGCGCUAUUGGCACCAUUACCGAAGGCGGGCCCUCAGACGAUACCGAAGGUCUCACCGAAAAGUCCGAAAUACGUCGCUCACGCCCGUCAUUCAUCGAAGAUGAUACCGCUGGGGGAGAACGCGGCUCCAUGACCUCACUCCCUGACCUCAUCAGACGAGCGACCAAGUUGGCACGGAACCUCGACCGCGGCAAGACAGCCAGUCGACUAGGCAUGAACUUCUUCAACACCUCGGAGUCCGAUGUGAAUGUGGAGAAGUACCGCGCCGCGAUCAACACCCGGCAGUCGAAAGCGAGCAUGUCGGACAUGCUAAACGUUGGAGGCCAGAACAACGAGAUGCGCAGGAGUCUGGGCCAGUUCUCUUCGAUGCUGAGACACUCGCAGCUGCCAAGCGACAGCGAUGCCGCAGAAGUUCGCGAGAAGACCAAGAGGAAGUGCUGCGGCAUGCCGCUCUGGCUGUUCCUCUUGCUUCUCGCCCUGUUGGUGCUCUUGAUCGCCGCCGCGGUAGUCAUCCCCGUGGUUCUAUUCGUAAUACCCAAGCAGCACCCAGCCACCACAGCCGCAAGCAAGCCCACCUCCGGCACACUCCAAGGUUGCUCCGCAACGCAGUCCUGCGAAAACGGCGGCGUGCACAUCAUCGCCCGCGACAACUCCUGCAGCUGCCUGUGCGUCAACGGGUACACGGGCGAAACUUGCAGCGUGCACGAGCCCUCGGGCUGCACCACGACGGCCGUCAGCCUCAGCUCGCAAGCCACCAUCGGCUCCGACCUGCCGCAGCUCAUCGCCAGCUCGGGCGCGGACUUCAACGUCCCGCUGAACGCCGAGACGCUGCUCGGCCUCUUCUCCACCGCCGACCUGAACUGCGCGCAGGAGAACACGCUCGUCACGUUCCAGCAGGAUGGCGCGACGCGCCGCUCCGCCUUCACGGACACGGGCUCCAUCACCGAUUUCGCGGGCGUUGCUGUGCUGUACAUCCUGCAGGCUUCGGGCGAGCUGAACCAGGCAGCGAGCGCGCAGCACACGCUGCAGUACUAUUUGAGCAGCGCGGGACAGCAGUCUGGCUCUGCGGCGCAGAAUAUUUCCCUGGGGAAUGGAUUCAGUUGUAAUCUGGAGGAGAGGAAGUUGGCGUGGACGCUGAGCAGUGGGGCCACCGUUUCUAAUCAGUGA